UCGCGAACGUAAAUAAACGACGUGACUCGCUCUGAUUCUUCCGCGAUCGCAUCGGGAGUCGCGACGAUGAUCGCUAUCGAUGAGAUGGAGCAGAGGGAUCUCCCACAGGCGUUCCGCCUGCUGGGAGAAAUGAAUGCCAAUGUCCUCCAAGUAAAUCAGCUUGUUGACAACAUGCUGGUACGCGUGAAGAAUGGCGAAAUCUCAACAGACAAAGGCCUCAGCUUCCUAGAAAUGAAGUACCACAUGCUGCUCUCAUAUCUUAUCAACCUGACCUAUGUCGUCCUGAGAAAAUGUUCCGGCGAGCGCAUUGAGGGUGACCCAUCGAUCGACCGUCUGAUAGAGAUUAGGACUGUCCUAGAGAAAAUCCGACCAAUAGAUCACAAGCUUAAAUACCAAAUAGAUAAGCUCGUCAAGACGGCAGUAACAGGCACCAUCAACAGCAACGAUCCCAGUAACUACAGAGCGAAUCCUGAUGCACUGGUUGCCAAGCUUGACAGCGAAGACUCGGAUAGCGAUCAGGAGGAAGAUGAGGACGAUGUCAAAUCAACGCAACAGUCCAGGAAAUCUAACGUUUACGUGCCGCCAAAACUCGCUGCAAUGCAUUAUGAUGGCGACGAAACAAUGGCGGAGAAGAUUCGCAAGGCCGGCGAAAGAGCUCGUAGACGUGCUGUGUCGAAUACGGUGCUGCGGGAACUGAAAGAAGAGUAUCUGGAUGCACCUGUGGAGGACAGUCAGGGUCUGGGCGAGAAGCGAGCGAUUCUAGUGCGCGAAGACAAGCGAAAGAUCGAAUAUGAAGAGAAUUAUAUGACACGUUUGCCCGUCACCAAGCAGGAGAAGCACAGACGUCGCCAGAUGACGACUCUGGGCACUCUCGGCGACGAGAUCACUACUUUCGGGGAGUCAUCCACCAAGACCGCCAAGAAGAGAAAAGCUCAAAGGAAGGGCAAGGCUAAAAAGAGUUUCAAGAAAAAACGGCAUCAUUAAGAGCAUGAUGAAGAAAUGACUCUGGGACUUUGGACGAGACCCUGGAGUUUCAUACAGCAUUAACGAUUAAGGUAAAAGGUAAAAAAAAAGAAAAAUAAAUUUACUCGACUUCUUCUUCGAAACAAAAGCAGAUGCCACUAAUACUCGUUAUUAAGUUAAGGUAAAGAUAACAUCGUAACAUCUAGUAAUAAAACAAGACAACGUGUGUCAACGGUGGAGUAAAAAUAGCACGAUGGUAAUUUAUUACUGUAUAAGACAUACUAAUGGUCGUGUAAUUGAUAAUUCUAGUUAAUAAUGAUUUUAAUCUUUAACUGUUGUCUGAGAGAUCAAUUUUGAUCUGUGGAGUUAAGAGACGAGAUCCAUCGAGGAAAUCGGUAUUUCACGUGAGUGUGAAUGCAAUGAGAAACAACGUCGACGUAACGAUGGCACAUACGAGCUUAAUGGAAAUUAUGUGUCGUAAUAGCGUAAUAUUGUAUUGUAAUGUUGGAUCGAGUAGCGAACUUAACGGCUCCAGGAUUGAAAAUUGUGAAUUACACGUAAAAGUUGAAAAGCAGAACAUUCUUCAUCUGCUUUAUUUUGAAAUAUUCUCCAGCUACAUAGGAACGGUGAAAGGGAGGAGGAAAUCAGUAAACAUAGCAGGAGAGACGAUAUUGAAUUAAUUGUUAACGAAAAGCGUAAAAAUCACAAGACAUUCACAGCAAAAAUACACAGAAGUUACAAAACUCGAGAUUUAGAAAGAAAAAAAAAAAAA
Cyphomyrmex costatus is the source of this 1735-nucleotide messenger RNA. RefSeq names its product neuroguidin. Gene Ontology annotation, cellular component: small-subunit processome; nucleolus. The record is from RefSeq and is a predicted model, not a curated record. Lineage: Eukaryota; Metazoa; Arthropoda; Insecta; Hymenoptera; Formicidae. Bases 67 to 984 code for a protein of 305 amino acids. The transcript is spliced from 4 exons. Gene Ontology annotation, biological process: maturation of SSU-rRNA from tricistronic rRNA transcript (SSU-rRNA, 5.8S rRNA, LSU-rRNA).